AUGUUGGACAUCAACAUCUUCAGGCCAGAGAAGGGGGGCGAUCCCGAGGUCGUGCGGGAGUCCCAGCGUCGGCGGUACGCCGACGUGGCCUUGGUGGACCGCGUAGUGGAGCUGGACUCCGAGUGGAGGGAUGUGCGCGGCCGCCUGGACGGCGCCAAGAUGGAGUUCAACCGCCUGGUGAACGAGAUCAAGGAGCUGCGCAAGGCCAAGCAGGACGCCACAGAGCUGCAGGAGGCCUCCAAGGCCAUGAAGGGGGGCAUCAAGGAGCUGGAGGACAGGGAGAAGGAGCUGGCGGAAGCCCGCGACAGCGCGCUGCUUCCCAUCGGCAACCUGGUGCAUGACACCGUGCCUGUGUCCGACAACGAGGACAACAAUGUGGUGGUGAAGGAGGUGGGGACACCCGCCCCCGCGGAGGGCAUGCUCAACCACGUCGACCUCGUACAGCGGCUGGGCAUUGCCGAGCUGGACCAAGGCACCGUGGUGGCAGGCAGCCGCGGGUUCUACCUGAAGAACGAGGGCGUGCUCCUGAACCAGGCGCUGAUCAACUACGCGCUGCAGUUUGCAUACCGGCGCGGCUUCGUUCCCGUGCAGACGCCCUUCUUCAUGCAGAAGGACAUCAUGGCGGAGUGCGCGCAGCUGAGCCAGUUUGACGAGGAGCUGUACCGCGUGAGUGGGGAGGGAGCGGACAAGUACCUGAUCGCCACGGCGGAGCAGCCGCUGUGUGCCCUGCACCGCAAGGGCUGGUUCGAGCCAGGCGAGCUGCCCGUCAAGUACGUGGGCUACUCCACCUGCUUCCGGAAGGAGGCGGGCAGCCACGGGCGCGACACGCUGGGCAUCUUCCGGGUGCACCAGUUCGAGAAGGUGGAGCAGUUCGUCAUCACCUCCCCCGCCGAGGACGCCUCCUGGCGCGCCUUUGAGGAGAUGAUCACAAACUCGGAGGAGUUUUAUGCCAGCCUGGACCUGCCAUACAGGGUGGUCAACAUCGUGUCUGGGGAGCUGAACAACGCCGCCGCGAAGAAGUACGACUUGGAAGCGUGGUUCCCGGCCUCCCAGACCUACAGGGAGCUGGUCUCCUGCAGCAACUGCCUCGACUACCAGUCGCGGCGCCUAGACAUCCGCAUGCGCACCCCCAAGGGCCCCGCCGGUGAGACCAAAAAGGAGUACGUGCACCUGCUCAACUCCACCCUGACAGCAACGGAGCGGACGCUGUGCUGCAUCCUGGAGAACCACCAGACGCCAGAGGGCAUCAGGGUGCCCAAGGUUCUGCAGCCCUUCAUGCCCGACAUCGACUUUGUCAAGUUCAGGGCGCCCCUGGACACCAAGCGCAAGUGA
Molecule: messenger RNA, 1332 nt
Organism: Auxenochlorella protothecoides
Lineage: Eukaryota; Viridiplantae; Chlorophyta; Trebouxiophyceae; Chlorellales; Chlorellaceae
Product: Serine-tRNA ligase
Exons: 10
Coding region: 1-1332 (443 amino acids)
Biological process (GO): seryl-tRNA aminoacylation
Cellular component (GO): cytosol
Molecular function (GO): tRNA binding; ATP binding; serine-tRNA ligase activity
Source: RefSeq, a predicted model, not a curated record